CCAAUAGUUUGAACCCAUGUUGCAGCCCGCAGCCGCAUAACGGUUUGACCUUAAACGGUUUAAAACGCCAACACGCAUCACCAAAAUACAGCUCUCUCUCUCUCUCUCUCUCUCUCUACAUGUUGGGCUCUAAGCAUCAAUUUCACCUCCUUCAAUGAAGAACGAUGACGAAGAAGGUUUCCCCGGCACCCGCGCGCCACGUCAUCUGGUUCGGUUGGAAGCUUGUCAUCACCCUCUCCGUCUCUCUCUGCAUCUUCGCUCUACUCAAACUCCACUUCAAAUCCGAUUUCUCUUCCCCUGCUUCUUCCUUUUAUCGCUCGAGAUCUCGAAUUUCUCGCGGCAGCUUCCAAUUCGUUGGUCCUCCCAAGAUAGCCUUCCUUUUCCUCGUUCGCAAAGACCUUCCUCUCGAUUUUCUCUGGGCCACCUUCUUCGAGAAUGCUCAAGUGUCAAAUUUCUCAAUUUUCAUACACUCCGCGCCGGGCUUUGAGUUCGACGAGUCUACGACGCGGUCACAUUUUUUCUACGGUCGGCAAUUGAAGAAUAGCAUCCAGGUAAUAUGGGGAGAGUCGAGUAUGAUAGAAGCAGAGAGGUUGUUACUCUCAGCUGCCUUAGAGGAUCCAGCAAAUCAAAGAUUUGUUCUCCUCUCUGACAGCUGCGUCCCCCUGUACAACUUUAGCUACAUAUACAGCUAUUUGAUGGCUUCUCCUAGGAGUUUUGUAGACAGCUUUGUUGAUACAAAAGAAGAGCGCUACAACCAGAAUAUGUCGCCCAUUAUAAGAAAAAACAAAUGGAGAAAAGGAUCCCAGUGGAUCACCUUAGUCAGAAGCCAUGCAGAAGUCAUUGUAGAUGAUGAGGUUAUAUUUCAAGUUUUCCAGAAGCACUGCAAGCGGGCGCCACCUCCAGAUACCAGCAAGGGAAAGCUGAAUCCAAAACCUAAGAAGCAGAAUAAUUGUAUCCCAGAUGAACACUACGUGCAGACAUUGCUUUCGAUGGCUGAGCUGGAAGGUGAACUUGAAAGAAGAACCUUGACCUAUACUGUGUGGAAUCAGUCGGCAACAAAAAUGGAAAGUAAAGGUUGGCAUCCUAUCACAUUCACUUACGCAAAUGCAGGUCCCCAAAAGAUCAAGGAAAUAAAGGACAUCAACCACGUUUACUAUGAGACUGAAUACCGGACAGAGUGGUGCCGUACUAACUCAACAUAUGUUCCCUGUUUCUUAUUUGCAAGGAAAUUCUCUCGGGGAGCUGCCAUGCGCCUUUUGAGUCAGGGGGUGGUUGGUGCCUUUGAUGCCUCAGCACUAUUAGCUACGUCCACCUGAUUGCAAAUCUUAACUGUCAACUGACCCACUUAAAAUUUUUGUUGGGGCAGAAAAGGUUCCCCACGCCCAUUAUACAGUUAUACACGUAGAACGCUUACAUAUAUACAUGAUCAAUAUGAGAGAGUGUUGUAACAACAGAAGCAUUUGGAUCAGUGCGAAGAAAAAUGAGUUGGAACAUCAGGACAUUCGGAUACCAUCAUUACAUUUAUAUCCAGCAACAGUAGUCCUGAUUACUAAAGCAGACGAUUUGAGUUGUAUGAUUAUAGCACUCAUCUUUACAGCAUCCUUUUAUAAAAGCUGGCAAAAUAUUCCUUCUCUUUUUA
Manihot esculenta (cassava) is the source of this 1639-nucleotide messenger RNA. Its product is annotated as glycosyltransferase BC10. The record is from RefSeq and is a predicted model, not a curated record. Gene Ontology annotation, cellular component: membrane. NCBI's taxonomy places the organism in Eukaryota, Viridiplantae, Streptophyta, Magnoliopsida, Malpighiales, Euphorbiaceae. The coding region runs from base 165 to 1316 and encodes 383 amino acids. The transcript is spliced from 11 exons. Gene Ontology annotation, molecular function: glycosyltransferase activity.